Messenger RNA from Acanthochromis polyacanthus (spiny chromis), 1649 nucleotides. RefSeq names its product TLC domain containing 5b (gene tlcd5b). The record is from RefSeq and is a predicted model, not a curated record. Gene Ontology annotation, cellular component: membrane. Bases 791 to 1528 code for a protein of 245 amino acids. Lineage: Eukaryota; Metazoa; Chordata; Actinopteri; Pomacentridae. The transcript is spliced from 2 exons.
CUCCUUAUUGCAGAUCUCAAGCAUUUAGAAAAUGUACAUAUUUCCUCUCACCUUGCCAAUGAAAACAUGAAAAAGAGAGAAAAAAGAGAGAAAAAGGAGAUUUUUUAGUUUGAAACACUGUUAUGACAUUAUUCGUAGAUGGCAACGUCUCUGGCAGGGUUGAGGCCUUUUCUUUUUACCUCCAAAAUAUGAAUUAUGAGCUCCUGCGACCACCAAAUCACAAUUAUUCCGUAAUGAUGAUUUUAAAUAAUGUCAUGGUCCAUUGAGUGGUAUUCUUGUUUUCUAUCAGCUUCAGUAACAUAGUUGACAUGCCUCUUAGACUUUAUCCUAAAACACAGAUUUGUGUGACAUAUUGUGAAUGUGCAGAAAUUUUUGAAAGUGCAGAAAUCUUGCUAAAUGACAUAAAAGCUGUUAAAGUGAAUACAAAUUAUUUGCAGAAGUGUCACGGCACAUUUAAGUUAGUUACUUCCACAAAAGAAAAGACGCAAAAUAAGACAGAACAAUAAAUAACACUUGUGUGUGUCUACAAUAUUAAGUUAAAUAUUAUUAAAAUGGAGUCACUGGAAGCAUUUUGGAAACAUUUUUGGUACAGAAGAGGCACAAAAAAGUGCAUGAAAUUCACCAGAAUGCAGUAAAUGAAGAGUUUGACACUUAAAUUUCAAAUGUGAUCCUGUUGAUACAUGGUAUAUGACAGAUGACUACUAAUAAAAUGAAAGCACUCCAAAGUUAAGUGGGAUACAAUCUCAGUCAGUGGUGGUAAAAUCACCUCCUUCCUCCCACACAGACAGCGAUGCCAGUGCUUGAGGUGACCUGCAGCCUGAUUGGCUGGUUGUGUCUCUACCUGCUGUUCUGCUGCACCUUCACCAAGCGGACGCCUGAGUGGAACUGCCGCUUGGUCACGUUGUCCCACGGCAUCCUCAUAGUGCUGCUGACGGCGUAUGUCGUCUUCGUGGACGGACCCUGGCCCUUCACUCAUGCAGGUACAGAGAACACUGAGAUGCAGACCUUCGCCCUGGCUAUCUGCCUAGGCUACUUCUUCUUCGAUAUAGGCUGGUGUGUUUGCUACCGGACUGAGGGCCCCGUUAUGAUGGCGCACCACGCUGCCAGCAUCACUGGCAUCCUGCUGGCUCUGUUCAUGGGAGAAUCAGGCUGUGAAACCUGCGGGGUGAUCUUCGGCAGCGAGCUCACCAAUCCCCUGCUGCAGACCCGCUGGUUCCUCCGGCAGCUUGGCCUCUAUGACAGCCUGCUGGGCGACGCCGUGGACCUGCUUUUCAUUGUACUGUUCGCCACUGUGCGAGUGGGUGUCGGCACAGUGAUGUUUUACUGCGAGCUCACCUCCCCCAGGACCUCACUGAUUAUGAAGCUCGGUGGCGUGGCCAUGUACGGACUAGCCUGGGUGUUCAUGGUGGACAUAGCCAGAUUUGGUUACAAGAAAAGUAGGGCCAAGUACAAAAAGUGGAUGGAGAACCACAAGCUCAAAGAAAACAACACUCAGAAAGUGGACGGACACUUGGACAAAAGCGACUGAAGGAGGUCAUUGGAAUCUUACAGGGAGCUUAUCUGCUGUCUGUGUAAACUCAGGCUUCUGCAGCUUGAAAGUGUUUUGUACAGCAGCAUCUGGCAAAAAAACAAUAAAUCAUUAUUACAUA